AUGGUCACCUAUAAAGUCCUCCUGGUUUCCCCGGACAAGGCGGUCCCCCAGGCGGUCCUCCAGCUGGUCCCCCCGGCCGAGACGGUCCAGGAGGCCCGGGAGAUGGUCCUGGGUAUCCUGGACCAGGACAUCCCGGUGGUAAUCCUCCAGACUGGCCUGGAUCUCCUGGUUUCCCGCAGCCUGGGCCCCCGGGCGGAGGGCAACCAGGAUGGCCUCAGCCCAGCUUUCCGAGUUGGCCCAGCAUCCCGGUUACCACUACCACUGUCGCUAUUUCUUCGACAACAACCUCACCGUAUGUUCUCCCAUCACUUCCCUCGCAUCAAGUUGGGCUCGGCAUGUCGUUGCUUCUUCGACAAGUCGGGCUUAGACGGCAUUACGGAGGCCGCUGGCGAGCACAAAAUCUCCAACCACCUCUGCAAGCACUGCUACUACCACUUCCGGCGUAACCUCCACUUCGUCCUCGGUCUCGACGUCCUCACCCACGACAACAACUUCAACCGUUCCCACAACAACGCCUACAACUUUGUCGACUACGACCACACCAAGCACAACCACUACGACGACAACAACGACUACCACAUCCACCAUUCCUACUACGACUCCGAUCACCACCACAACCACUACAACUACGACGACGACAAUAACGACUACUACUACAACUACUACCACGACCCCUCCGCCGAAUUGUCCUAUUCCAACACUGCAAAAUGUGGCUUCACUUCCGGGCUAGUGGACGAGGUUGACCAAGCAGGCACGGGCAUCUUCAUCCCCCGUUCCGGCAAUAACUAUUUUCAAGUAACCAACACGGGCACGUCGCCGUCAGAAGCGCGCAUCGCCCAGUCGCCCACCUUCUGCAACGGAGUCGACUACACAAUCUCGCUCUGGGCCAUCGGCGACUGCAAUAGCGCAGCCCAGUGUGCCGGCUUCUCAAGUGUCCGUGUCCAGAUCGUCACCGACAUCGGCUUCAGCACGGAUUUCACCCUCUCCAAUAUCGGUCCCGCCGACUGGCAGGAGCUCACAUACACGUUCACCUGGACCGCCGGAACUGGCCUUUCCCCAGUCCUGAUCGACGUCUUUAUGGACAACCAGAACGAAUCGAUCGGGCUGGACGAUAUUAGCAUCUCGUUUGCUUGA
Messenger RNA from Fonsecaea nubica, 1134 nucleotides. RefSeq lists its product as hypothetical. Lineage: Eukaryota; Fungi; Ascomycota; Eurotiomycetes; Chaetothyriales; Herpotrichiellaceae. The record is from RefSeq and is a predicted model, not a curated record. The coding region runs from base 1 to 1134 and encodes 377 amino acids. The transcript has 5 exons.